Molecule: messenger RNA, 600 nt
Organism: Seriola dumerili (greater amberjack)
Lineage: Eukaryota; Metazoa; Chordata; Actinopteri; Carangiformes; Carangidae
Gene: pet100
Product: PET100 homolog
Exons: 4
Coding region: 62-298 (78 amino acids)
Biological process (GO): mitochondrial respiratory chain complex IV assembly
Cellular component (GO): mitochondrion; mitochondrial inner membrane
Source: RefSeq, a predicted model, not a curated record
UUUAGUGAUGGCCGAGGUUUAGGUAACAUUUCCCCGUGGAACGUCCGGAGCCGGAGUCAAAAUGGGUGUUAAAAUAGAGAUGUUUAGGAUGAUGCUGUAUCUAUCCUUUCCCGUGGCCAUGUUCUGGGUCUCUAAUCAAGCAGAGUACUUCGAAGAAUACGUAGUAAAGAGAAAGAGGGAAAUCUUCCCCCCUAACGAGGCACAGCAUAGGAAAGAGUUGGAGGACUUCAAAGAGCGAAUGCGUGUUCGUAGGGAACAGCGAAUAUUAAAAGAUAUUUCUGUUGAAUCUGAGAACUGAGGAUUAUGUGUCGAAGAAGUGCAUGAGUUCUCAGCACCACUGACGGAGGAUUAUUCAGGAGUGUUUUAUUGGCAAAAGAAAACUGAGUGGACUGGAGUAUGACAUCACAUUGGAAACCACUGCAAAGUUAACACAUCCCAAAGGUGUGCUGGGUUAUUUCCAGGGAUUAAUUAUGCCUAAUAAGCCUAAUAUUAUAUUUGAUUUUCAUGUUCAAAUGCCAGAAUUCUUUGCUUGUGUUUAAAUGUCUGAUACGUUGAGUUGCUGUGACUGUGCUGUCGUAAAAUAAAUAAUAAUUUGAUUUA